Messenger RNA from Xiphias gladius (swordfish), 7481 nucleotides. RefSeq names its product SIK family kinase 3 (gene sik3). The coding region runs from base 33 to 3893 and encodes 1286 amino acids. Gene Ontology annotation, biological process: microtubule cytoskeleton organization; protein phosphorylation; intracellular signal transduction. NCBI's taxonomy places the organism in Eukaryota, Metazoa, Chordata, Actinopteri, Istiophoriformes, Xiphiidae. Gene Ontology annotation, molecular function: ATP binding; tau-protein kinase activity; protein serine/threonine kinase activity. Gene Ontology annotation, cellular component: cytoplasm. The transcript is spliced from 26 exons. The record is from RefSeq and is a predicted model, not a curated record.
GCUGCUUGUUGUUCCCGCAGAGAGGCGAGAAGAUGGCGGCCGUGUCAAGCGGAGGUGCUGGUGGGUCCGCUGCGGCCGGGAUUACGCACUCUGCCCGACCGACCCACGCAGUAAUGGGCUCCCAGAACCGAGCCCAGCCAUCCUCCGGGAUCAGCCACUCCAGUCGUACCAGCACGGCCACUGGGUGCAUCACCAAUCCUGGCCACACUUCGGCCACCAGGCCCCCCCCAGCCCGAGUGGGCCACUAUGAAAUCGAGCGGACCAUCGGCAAGGGAAAUUUCGCGGUUGUUAAACUAGCCACACACAUCAUUACCAAAGCAAAGGUGGCCAUAAAAAUAGUGGAUAAGACCCAGCUGGACGAUGAGAACCUGAAAAAGAUCUUUAGAGAGGUGCAAAUCAUGAAGUUGCUGAAGCACCCCCACAUCAUCCGCCUCUACCAGGUGAUGGAGACAGAGAGGAUGAUCUAUCUGGUAACAGAGUAUGCUAGCGGUGGAGAAAUAUUCGACCACCUGGUGGCUCAUGGGCGUAUGGCAGAAAAGGACGCAAGAAAGAAAUUCAAGCAGAUUGUGGCAGCAGUCCAUUUCUGCCACUGCCGCAACAUCGUCCACCGAGACUUGAAGGCAGAAAAUCUGCUCCUGGACCACAACCUCAACAUCAAAAUCGCAGAUUUUGGCUUCAGUAAUCUCUUUUCUCGAGGACAGCUGUUGAAGACAUGGUGUGGCAGCCCUCCCUAUGCUGCACCAGAACUCUUUGAGGGCAAGGAGUACGAUGGACCGAAAGUAGAUAUAUGGAGCUUAGGUGUGGUGUUAUAUGUGUUGGUGUGCGGUGCCCUGCCUUUCGAUGGCAGCACUCUACAAAAUUUGCGGGCACGUGUCCUCAGUGGCAAGUUCCGCAUCCCUUUCUUCAUGUCCACAGACUGUGAGUACUUGAUCAGACACAUGUUAGUUCUGGAGCCCAGCAGACGGUUGACCAUGGAGCAGAUCUGUAAGAACAAGUGGAUGAGACAAGGAGACCCAGACCCAGACUUCGAUAGGUUGAUAGCAGAGUGUGAGCAGGUGAAGACGGAGAGAGAGACCGAGCUCAUCAAUGAGCAGGUGCUGAUAGCCAUGUCUGAGAUGGGCCUGAAAAAAGAGUGCACGCUUCAGUCCCUACAGACAGAUGCAUAUGAUCACUACAGUGCCAUCUACAGUCUGUUGGCUGACCGCCUCAAGAAACACAAGACCCUGCGCGUUGCACAACCCACACCGCGCUCCAUUAGCUAUCCCCUUAAUGCUGUACAGCAAACGGAUCCGCAGGGUAAUCCCGUUAGCAUGACAGUUCCCCAUGUCCAGCUCAUCAACCCAGAGAACCAGAUUGUUGAGCCGGAUGGCAGCAUGGCACUGGACAGUGAUGAAGGAGAGGAGCCAUCUCCUGAAGCCAUGGCUCGCUACCUUUCAAUGAGGCGGCACACUGUGGGGGUUCCAGACCAAAGGACAGAGAUGCAGGAGGACCUCCAGAAACUGCCACCGGGUUUCCCACGCGGUGCAGUGCCCCAGCCCCCUUUUCCCCCACUGGCCCCCACUAUGGGCCAAAUGCACACUCUCAUGCCCACACAGAGCCUGCAACCCACACAGCAGCUGGAGUACAAGGAGCAGUCGUUGCUGCAGCCACCCACUCUGCAGCUUCUCAACGGUAUGGGGCCUCUGGGUCGAAGAGCUUCUGACGGCGGAGCUAACAUUCAACUACACGCUCAGCUCCUCAAGAGGCCCCGGGGGCCCUCACCACUUGUCACCAGCCCACACCCUAUCCCUGCAGUAGCUCCAGUGGAUGAGGAGGGUUCGGACGGAGAGCCAGACCAAGAGGCGGUACAGAGGUACCUGGCGAACCGCUCCAAGCGGCACACGACGCACGCGCUCACGAGCACUUCGCAUGGCGAGCCCUCGGCAGAGUCACAGCGGCCCCAGGGCCCCCGCCAGAGGGGGGGCUGGGCCCCCGACACACACACCCGAUCCAGCUAUAAGGACUGUAACACCCUUCAUCUCCCCAUGGAGCGCUUCUCACCUGUCAGACGGUUUUCUGAUGGCGCCGCCACCAUCCAGGCCUUCAAGGCUCAUCUAGAGAACAGCAGCCUCAUUAAGCAAAUCAAGCAGGAGUGUGAGCAGCUCCAGAAAAUGUAUGCUGCCCAGCAGGAUGACCGACUCCUUGAGCACACCCAGCAGCAGCAUGUCCUCUACCAGCAAGAGCAACAAAUCCUCCACCAGCAAAUCCAGGGUCUGUCUUUAGGCCAUGGAGAGAGCCAGCCUAGUCACCUAACCCACCAGCUCCAGAGGUUGCGUAUCCAGCCCUCCAGUCCUCCGCCAACACAUCCCAGCAACCACCUCUUCAGACAGCCCAAUCAGAGCCCUCCGCCUGGCACUGCAGGCAUAAUGCAAGGGCAUGGAGGUCCGUCACCAGUGCAGUACCAGCACGGUGGUCCAGCGCUCUACCAGGGCCAAAGUGGCAGCCCGCCUCCAACAGGUCUGCCUCGAGUCGCUCUACCGACCAAUCAACAAGCACCAUCUUCCCGCCCCACCGUCCCAUUGGCACAGGGUGUACCUCAACAACAGCAGGUGACCAUUCAGGUGCAGGAAGUGGAGCUUGGAGGUGGGGCACAGAGACAGGGCAGCUUUUUGUCCACGCCAGGGGGACACAGAGUCCUUGGGAAGCAGCUGAGCGCAGACAACGCCGAGAUGCACAGUCGCAGCCUUGGCCGCUUCACAUCGGGAUAUGAGCAGGCCCAGUUCAAUCCCCACCUCUUCUCUGGCGACGCCGGCUCCCGGGGCCCCUCCGGGGUGGUUGGCUCUUUCAGCCCCUUUCUGCAAGGAACCUCCCUCAAAGUCCCCAGCCUUGAAGGUUACCAGAGUGGGACAGUGGGGACUGGCAGCUAUGGCACCCCCUCUACACUACAGCAGGCCCUGCUCUCCCCAACUCCUUUGGACUACCGCCCCCCACAACAGCAUGUCACUCCCACCCUGCAGGGCCUCCUGUCCCCCCGCCACUCUUUAACAGGCCAUGCCGAUCCCAGGCUGCCCCCCCAAGACCUGGCUGCCCUGCUGAAGAGGCAGAGCCCCCGGCCGUGCCCAGCACCCCCCACACCACCCAGCGGUCCACCCCAAGAGUAUGGAGAGAUGCUGCUUCUCCACCAGCUGAGCCAGGGUGAGAGCUUGGAGCCACCGGCACCGCAAGGUGCUUCCGGAGGCCAGCACUACCUCCACCUCCUCCAGAUUCGACCCCCGGAGGUCCAGCCUCAGCAGCACCCGGCCCAGGCACCUUGCCCCAGCUUACCUCACUCAGAGAGCAUGGAGGAGGAUGAGGUACCGGCUGGUUACCACCAUCCACACGAAGGCCUUCUGGCCAAGGCAGGAGAAGCUCAUGAGCUCCUGGGGCCACCCCGAGGAGGCACCCCACCCUACAGCUCCCCUACACACAGACAUGGUGGCUACAUAAGGAGUGCUCCAGCAGCUAGAGAAUCUGAGCAUGUGGAGUGCAGGCCCCCGGGGCAGGCCAUGGAGGUGCCUGAUCAUAAUGGUGUGGGCUAUUCACGAGGUCCCCAGGGUGACACCUAUCGGUCUCGGGGACAGCUACAGCGCCACCACACCAUCCAGACCUGUGAUGAUGCCUAUGACCAGGCAGAGCCCAUGUCUGGAAUGAGCCUGUUGGCUGGGAAGGCAUUAAGCUCCGCUCGCAUGUCAGACAUCCUCAGCCAGACGUCACUGACAGGAAGCCAGCAGCUGCACCAGCGGGAAGAGUCAGCGUGUGACGUCGAAGGGGAGCUCCAUGCGGCAGCCUGCUACCCCUCCUCCUGCACCAGUGAUAUGCUUCUCAGCUACAAGCCGCCUGACCUACAGUACAGCAUGGAGCAGGCUGGGGUCUAGCACAGGAAAGGGUGUAUCCUGUGUACAGCGAUCCAUAUCAGCCAUCCUGAGUUGUGUUGACUUGAGUUGAGCAGCAUCACGCCAAACCACCGUCGUCUGCCUAAGCGGGGGGCACUCUGCGUCCAUCUGUCUGUCUCCAUCUGUCCUUGGGAGGGCAGUCUGCGCGAGAGAGGAGGAGUGUGGGUGGGUGUAGACAUCAGAGGGGUGGGGGUCACAGGUGUGGGGCCUCGGGGUUCAAAGGUCAAAGUGCCAGCAUUUUCUGCACAGAAAUCCAGAAUUCAUUGCUGCAGGUUGUCUCCUCUUUUUAUCUCCCAUCGUGGGUAGAUUGGGGUUCCACUCCUCCCUCUUUCGACUUGACGACCUCACCUCUUCCCCUUACAAAUCGGACCCACCCUCACCCCACACCGACCUGCUGCCCGUACUUAAACCUCCCCUUUCAUCCUUCAUCUUCUAUUAACUGUUGGCAUACUUCAUUAUGUGCCUCAUUGGCCAACGCAUUGAUACAGUCACACUCGCAAGAACAUGGAGUCCAACAUACACACUGCUGCCACAAACCCAAAGUAUUCACAUUUGUGUGUGUGUGUGUGUGUGUGUGUGUGUGUGUGUGUGUGUGUGUGUGUGUGUGUGUGUGUGUGUGUGUGCGUGUGUGUGCGUGUGUGUGUGUGUGCGCAUGACUGAGAAGAAGGGGUGAGUGAAGGGGAAAUAUGUCUAUGAGGUUCAGUCUGCUCCUCCCUCUCUCCCCCCUCCUGCUGGGCUGCAGCAGAUCAUUCCAGAGCGGGCUGAUAUCUCGACAGCGGCAGCCCCUUUUUAGCCGAGUGGCGGGUGUUUUGGGUCAGGCUCCAACUGGGCAACAAAACCUAAAGAUGGAGCUCAGUGACAUCGCACAGGACAAACCAGCUGUCAUUGUUUUUUUUUUUGUUUUCUUUUUCUCUUCUUGUUCUGGCAGUCUUUUACUUAUUAUUUUAUUUUAAAAUUCAUUUUUAUGGCUAAUGUCCAUGAAGGCAUUAUGCUUAAUAUUGUUAUUCUUAUUGUUAUUACUGUUUUCUGUAAAAGAAGUUUUAUUAUAAUGAAUAUUAUUAUUAUUAUUAUUAUUAUUAUUAUUAUUAUUAUUAUUAUUACAGUUCUGUGUUGCAAGGAUGACAACAUUAUUCUUUGAUUACUUAAGUAAUUCUGCACUUUCGGUUCAAGCUAUCCUCUCUCUGUCUGUUUUACACCCCUCCUCACAGUUACUCGCUCUCUGUCAUGCUGUUACCCCGCCUUUCCGUUCCACUGUCCCCACUCCUCCGACCCUAACUUUCCCCGCCUUGUGUUACUCCUUUUCUCCAUCCUCCUUCCUCCUUUCCCAUGUCAGUGACAGUGUAUUGCAUUGUGGGUAGUUUUACCAGACAUCUGCUCCUUUCCUUGUACAGUGAUGCCAUGUAUAGAACGCUAUUGCAAUUUCUGUAUCAAAUCUUUUCUUCUUUUGUUACUUUUUUGUUUUUAGAUGUUGUUGGGGGGCCUUUUUUAUAUUGAUAUUGUUUAUCAUUUGUAUUUUUGGAUGUCUUCAAAGUGUUUUCUUUUUGUUUGUUUUUGUUUUAUGAAUCUUUGAGAUUUCUAGCCAAAAGAGGACAGAGAGAAGAGAGACAGUGCUCUUUCUGUCUCGUAAAAAAGAUUGUUCCUAUUUGUUUUAAUAUUAUUAUAUCGAGACACUUGAAUAAGAGGAGAGUAAUUAUUUUGUGUUGCUCUUUAAAGUAUCAUUUCAGUCGUUGAUGUUGUGACUGUCAUUCUUGUUGAUGUUGGGCCUGUUUUCUGUUAAUGAGGUAGUUGCGGCAGGCUAUACAGGGUCAGGCUUCGGGCUUUGUCUGGGUUGGUUCGGGUGCUACAGAGACUUGAUACUCAAAAAAAAAGAAAAAAGAAAAGACAAAAAAUGAGGGAAGAACUUGUAAAAUAGCUGACAUAUCAUCCUCAACAUCAAAAGUGUGGAGAUGGACAAACCCACUUCUUUCUCUCUCUUGCUGCCCUACCUGUCUGCUGUUCUCCUCCCACCAUCUUUUAACACAUCGGCUUCUUUUUAGAUGAAUCAUUAAAGACAUGGCCCCUCCUCCCAAACUGACCUUGUUACUAUGGCAACCAAGGAGGAAUCUGCAACUGCUAUUACUCAACCGCUGUCUCCCCUCUUUUGGUUUUCUUUAACUUAUGCCGUUUUGCCAACCCCAAGCCUGGAAGGAAGGAUCGGAGGAGGCAACGGCUGCGUUUCAUGAGUGCUUAAUGGAUCCUGUUGUAGUUGGAUAUACCUGGACACACUUCCAAACCAUAAAAGGGAAACAUUUCAGGAGGUGACCAUAGGAAUGAAUUCUUCCACAGCGGAGGAAUACAAGGUGGUGGUCAGAGCCGGGCAAGGUGCGCCCAUCUUAAACAUGUCUACCAAGGUCUGUGCAACCUCAGCUGAGUCAAUCUAAAAGCACAGCCAGAUGGAGGCUACAGCAAACUGGGGACCACAGCAGAGGAUCGAACCUCCCCAACCCCACCCCCCUUUUCUUUUAAAUUUUUUAAAAUUUAAUUUUAAUGUUUGACCUCUAUUUAUCCUCCCAUAUACAAUACCCCUGGCUAUUGAGUCUAUAUUGGGCCAGCAAGAGACUGGUGCAAAGAAUAUGGCUCCACUUGUAUGUGUUUAUACUGGCCAGACUUCACAAUACCUGGCUGCAUGGUUGACAUAUUGUUUGCUAUAUACAUCUGAGAGCUGUAGAUGGUGUCAUGCAGCGCCCGUGCUUCCCAUUCGCAUCAUGUCACUACCUGUUUACCAACAUUCACUCGUACUCAGAGUUGAUGUGAUUAGCUUUAGCAGUAAAUCUGAAUCUUUAAAACAAGAGUGCAUACAGGAGUGAACGGUGGAGUGGGAUAGAUUCAUGAAAUUAACUAAAUCUGAUGCGUUUUCUGUUUCUUACCAAAAGUCAGUCGACAUCUCAAGCUUUUCCUCAUUCAUCAAACUUUCCCUCCAGCUCUCAUUUGUACCUUUUUCAGAUCUUUUCUGCCUGUUUUCUCUCAUUGUUUACAGCAAGCCAAAACUGAGAUUGGGUACUUUCAGGAAUUGGAGAGGAAAUGGCUGGAAUGGAAGACUCUGCAUGUUCUUGCUCUUGUCCCAUGACAGGAUAGAAACUCUAAAAUUAAGAUCAGAGGCUCCACUUUGUCUGAUAUUGUGACCAGUACCAGAGCUGUUGUUUCAGAUCCUUGUGUGGGGGGAAAGAGCAGAGGCACACAGGAAGGGACAGCUCCAGUGAAUGGAAAGCACUGCACAUGAUUCAGAGGUAAUGGGGAGGAGAGAGUUGCUUCGGACACAUCUUCUGCCUGAUCAGACUGACCCCUCUCCCUCCCCUUUUCCUUUCUGUCUUAACUCUUUCAUCCUUGACUUCUGUCUUUUCUCUCCUUCCCAGCAUCCCUUCUCAGCAAGCCAGCUCUCUGUUCCACUCAUGUUACCUAGGUUCAUUUUGUUUUCUAUUGGUUCAUUUUUUGUCUUUUUUUUUUUUUUUUUGGUUUUGUUUUUAUGUUCAUUUCUGUUGAGUACAAAAAUACUAAAGUGCAACAACAAUGAUUAAAAAGAAUAUCAACCAA